Messenger RNA from Vicia villosa (hairy vetch), 626 nucleotides. RefSeq lists its product as uncharacterized. The transcript has a single exon. NCBI's taxonomy places the organism in Eukaryota, Viridiplantae, Streptophyta, Magnoliopsida, Fabales, Fabaceae. The coding region runs from base 112 to 435 and encodes 107 amino acids. The record is from RefSeq and is a predicted model, not a curated record.
UAAGUCCCUAUUACACCUUCCAUCAACCAAAUAGAAAAAACAACAUAUUAAACACCAAAAAUCACAACCAUUUCUUAAAACACAACCUCAAUAUUUCUCUCUUGUUCCAUCAUGGAGUUUAGAUCAAAGUCAUGCAGAGAUGAAAAGCUACAGAUUGAAGGCAAGGUGGCGGCACCAAAGAGCAUGCAGGAUCUGAGGUGUUAUAGUGCUAACUAUGUUUAUAAUCCAAACCAGACAUGUAAUAAGGAGGUGAAGAUGAAAAGAGCAAAAAGCACUUCAAAGAGUUGGAGAUUCGAUGAUGCUGAGUUGCAGAGGAAAAAGAGAGUUGCUGGUUAUAAAUUGUAUGGUGCUGAAGGGAAAAUGAAAGGGUCUUUGAGAAAGAGUUUCAAGUGGAUCAAAAACACUUACACUCAAGCUAUCUAUGGAUGGUGGUAAAAUAGUAAUUUUUUGUGUUUUCUGUUAUAUAUAUAUAUAUAUAUAUAUAUAUAUAUAUAUAUGCUUUCCUUUGUAACAUGUAACUUCAUCGUUUAAAGCCUUUAUCAAGUGGUUUCAUUGAUGAUAUCUUUCAUUUGUAACAUGUAACUUCAUUUGUAACAUGUAACCACCAAACUAGCAAUUUUAUUUGA